ACUCUGCAAACCCAGGCUGGGUUUUCUCAAAUGGUGGGGAAGCAAGUGACGAUCGUUGCUGUUGACAAUAGCGAGCAUAGUGCCUACGUGCUGGAGUGGACGCUCGAACACUUCUUCAUUCCUCUAGGUGACAGAGCCUUGUUCAAGUUUGUAGCCGGUUCCUCUACCGACUUAGAUGCAGUAGUACCAAGUAGCCCAGGGCGCAAUAGGUGCUUUUCAUGCCAAACCUGUUGUUACUAUUGCCGUCGACCUUCUUCUUCUUCUUCUCUCAAACCCAGAUCUAGGUUUCUCUCAAACCCAAAUUGGCCUGAGAAGAUGAUAGGUCUAAACAAACAAAUUGAUUUGCAUCUUAAAGGACAAUAAAGCAGAGGCAAAGCAACAUUGGGAACAUCUGUGACUUGUGUCAUCAAAUCUAACUGGCAGUGAAAGUCGUUGAAAAUGGAGACCGAGGCACCUCUUGUUGACACCACCUCCACAAUUGCCUCCUCUCAAGAGAGAUGAUAUCGUUCAAUCUUUGACCUUUUAGAUGACUUCUUCGACUCAUGUUGCUUAUUCUCUCCAUUUCUCCCAACUUCAGUGUUUGGGCUUGUUAACUAGCGGAGAAUAAGGUAUGUUUUAGCUCUAAUUUGUAUUCGGUGUUUUUGAUUAACUUUUGGAUCUCUUUGUAUUGAUUUGAACGAAUUUUAGUUGAGUUAGAGCAUGUUUAUUGGAGAUAUUGCGGUGAGUUUACUGGGUUUGGUACGUCGAGUACAGUGAUUUAUUUUUGAUUUCUUAUUUGGAUUUGGAGAUGUGAGAUAAUUAUUGAAGUUACGGAGAUAUUUUAUGUGUUUCUCGUGAUUGCUUCUCAAUGUUUGGAAUGGGGACUACUAUUCACUGAUUGUAAAUUUGGGGGAAAUUGAAACCCUAGAAUUUUUCUUUUGAGUUUUGGGGCAUUACUUUACCAUAGAUGAGUUUGGAUGGCUUUGUCGCUUAUAUUUAAUAUAAUGAAAUGAUUUGU
Rubroshorea leprosula is the source of this 997-nucleotide messenger RNA. The record is from the annotation of a GenBank genome assembly. NCBI's taxonomy places the organism in Eukaryota, Viridiplantae, Streptophyta, Magnoliopsida, Malvales, Dipterocarpaceae.